CCUUCUCUCUUUCUCAUUAAUCACUCAAAUAACCUCUCUCAAAACUGAUGGAUCUCAACAUGAGAAAAGAUUUACUCACAUUUGCUCUAUGGGAAUAUUUGCCUUGCCAUUAUUCCCCAAAAUGUGAUGUCUCAAAAUGUAGCUAGUAUUGUUACACCGGGAUUUUUUGAUGGGAUAAAGAAUCAAGCUGCUGCAAGCUGUGCUGGAAAGAGCUUCUACACAAGAGAUGGAUUUCUUAAGGCUGCCAGUUCGUUUCCUAAAUUUGGAUCAGGCUCCGCUGUUGAAUCCAAGCGUGAGAUUGCAUUUUUUGCUCAUACUUAUGCUACACUGAAGAAAUUGACAAUUCAAAUGCCUACUGUGACCAUCAACAAACAGUAUCCAUGUGUCGCCGGAAAGAAAUACUACGGCCGUGGACCAAUGCAGCUCACCUGGAACUCAAACUCGGAGCUUGCGGAAAAGCUCUGUCUCCUUCAAGCUGCCUUGUGGUUCUGGAUGAACAACGUUCACUCAGUUAUGAACCAGGGCUUUGGAGCUACUCAGAAAAUUAACGGCGCUCUUGAAUGCGGUGGCAAGCAACCUGAUAAGGUUAACGCUCGUAUCGGAUAUUACAGAGAUUAUUGCAAGAAGUUCGUGUGUGAUCCUGGCCAGAAUCUGUCAUGCUAGAGAUGCUUAAUUUCAGAACUUUUAUAGUUAAUUAUUAUAAGUUGGUGAUGAAACAAGUACUUGUUUCAUAAAGAGUUGUUUUAUAAAACAACUUAUUUGAGUACGUAUCUGUUGGAGU
Molecule: messenger RNA, 781 nt
Organism: Pistacia vera
Lineage: Eukaryota; Viridiplantae; Streptophyta; Magnoliopsida; Sapindales; Anacardiaceae
Product: endochitinase A-like
Exons: 3
Coding region: 127-663 (178 amino acids)
Biological process (GO): cell wall macromolecule catabolic process; chitin catabolic process
Molecular function (GO): chitinase activity
Source: RefSeq, a predicted model, not a curated record